GGAAGCUGAUGCCAUUGCUGAUUUGAUCAAGUAUAAGUCAUGGAUAAAGAUAUUUUUAUAUUUUUUCAUCAUUUUUUCUUUCAGGUGAACCUGCCACUGUGCAUAUAAAAAUAGCUAUCUUAAAUAUUAAUUAUGUGGAUGAAGAGAAACAGGCAUUUGGAGUUGAUAUCUUUUUCCAUCAAAUAUGGAAAGAUCCCAGGUUGAAAAUUCCAUCCACUCACAAUACCAGUCGACUGGUCCUUGACAGCAAAUGGCGGACGCACUUGUGGACGCCCGAUACAUAUUUCAAAAAUUUAGUCGAUGGAAAAGUGAAUGACAUCAUAAUUCCGUACAGCUAUAUGGUGGUUGACAGUAAGAGUGAUCUGUUCUUUGCUUCAAGAGUAAGUUUGAAACUCGAUUGUGAAAUGGAUUUGACAUCAUAUCCUCAUGAUGUGCAACAGUGCGAAAUUUUGAUAAUGAGCCUUCAACAUACGACAGAUAAUGUCGUUUUGGUGUGGAAAGAAUUUCAGAUCACCGAAAAUAUCCUUUUGGCGCAAUACUACGUUAGUGGAAAUACCAGUAAGAAUGGAACUAAGAAGUACAAUAUAGGAGAAUUUUCCUACGUUUCGGGAAAAAUAAACCUCGCAAGGCGCCUGGGGUAUUUCCUGAUCAAUAAAUACAUUCCUUGCGUUCUUAUCAUAUGUAUGUCCUUCGUUACAUUCUGGAUUCCUGCCGAGGCAUAUCCAGCUAGGGUAACUUUGUCCGUGACAUCCCUUCUCACCAUUGUUACGCAACAGUAUCAAAGUGCGAUGCCAUCCGUCUCUUACGUCGUCGCUCUGAAUAUCUGGAUGCUUUCUUGCAUUGGAUUUGUCUUCUGUUCUCUCCUAGAAUAUGCCUUUGUGAUUGCUGUCAUGAAUAACAAUGGAACAGAUCUUUGGCCAUUUCGUAAAUUCAAGAAACUUUUCCAUCCAUCGAAAGGCUCCUGCAAUGACAGCGAAGCUGGGAAGUCCCCUACUCGCAGUGCCGAAUCUUCGAAAAUUUCUCACCAAGCCAUUGACAAGGCAUCAAGAUUGAUCUUCCCACUUUUUUUCCUGAUAUUUUGUAUUUGCUAUUUUGUUUACUUCUGUCGUCGGUAGCUUGCAAGAAAAGGAGAAUACGGAACUUAGUCAUGGCACAUCAAUAAAGGAAAUUUGUUCUAAGUUCCACCUCAAGUGUUAACUUCGUCAAGCAUGGCUUAAAAAAACUCCGUUUCACAAUGACUGUAAUUUACAUCUCUCAUGCGUGAAAUGACUUUCUUUUUAUGUAUUUUAUAAAUAGAGAGUUGUUAUGAAAAGAAUUAAGCACAACACAAUUCUAAUUCUGAAAGACGUUUCAACUUGUUUAUUUUUAGUUAAAGGAAGUUAGAUUAUUUUACAUAAAUGAAAUGUUAUAGUUUUAAUAUCAUUAUAUAAUGAAUGCCUUUAUUUUAACCGGCAUAAUUUAAUAAGUUUUUUAAAAAAGGCUUUCAAGGUUUCGUGUUCUCCCGUCUUCAGUCGUAACUACGAUAACGUCUUCUGCUGAAGAGAUUCGAGUCCUCGAACUUAACGUUCUCACUUUACGUCUGGUUAGUUUGUUUUCAUUCUAUUUUAAAUCAAAUUCAACUGAAGUGAGAAAAGCAAAUUCAGCAUGGGGAUCAUGAUCAUUGUUAAGAGAGACGAAAGGGAGAGAUGCGGUGGCCUUGAGAUGUAACAUGUGAUAAUUUAGUUCUUAGGAAAAAAACUUAGAAAGAACUCCCUUAGAAAGAAAGCGUCUGUAAUAAGCUCAAUUUGACAUCAAAAAUAACAUGAAAACAUAUCUUCGGCACGGUAGAGUACCAGUUAUACGACAUAAAUAAGACCGAACGGUAGCAACGAAUAACCGAGAAUUGCGGAUAAGGAGGAACUAUCGAGGUUCGGUUAUUAAAACAAAACGUCCAUGCAAUAGAGGAAGGAAAUAAUUGAACAAAUUAAAAAAUAAGUCUUAGAAAUCCGAUGCGAUAAAAGACAGUCAUAACCAUUCCACACUGAAAUUAGUAUCUAAUUUCACCUUUUAUGCACACAGAAGUAAAAUAACCUCAUGGAAGAACAAAAAUAGGUCCACUGCGAUACAGAGCAUGGUCUUUAUAAAAUUAGGUGCUAUGUCUUGAGCCGUAUACGUUUUACAGUAGAAGAAAUAAUAAUUUUAGAAAUAAUCAGUAUGAAGUUCCAGUACGAAUAGGGUCUCAGUGUUAUAUCAGGUAAAACCAAAUGUUGGUUAGUCAGAACUCUCUUGCAUAAUUUCACAACAUACGUGUACUAAAUUUGAUAAUCAUUAACCAACUAUAAAAUAGAUCAGUGCAAAAAGCUUAAGUAUAAAAAUUACUGAUCAUUUGCACUAUAUUAUUUUCCCUACUGAGGCACAAAUAUUACACAACAUAACGCUAUUUCUCUAUUGUAGGGUCAUGCUGACCAGCGCCCUCCAUCAUCAAAAUCGAAUCCCUAAGACCCAAAGUGGUUUUAAAAAUAGAGGUUAUUUAAGGAAGAAUACGAUUAAAGCUAAAAAUCACUGGAUGAAAAUGUCUCGGCUUUUCAUGCUAAAAAAGAGUCACGGAGUGUAAAGGCUAGGUCAAGCUAAACGAGGGUUUUUAAAUAAAGCUCAGCGAAGUCCUUGUGCGAAUACUUACGGGCUACUAAUACAUUCAUCGGAUUUCGAAGCACUGUAUUACUCAUACAAUAAUAAUUGAUAUAUGAAAAGAACCAGAAACUUGCCAAAUUUUCCAUACACCGUAUAAAUGUUUUAUGUGUAAUUACGCAACACACAUCCAAGAGUAAUCGAAAUCAGUCUAUGCGCUCUCUAGCCUUUCAUCUUGUCAAUAGUCGUCACAACAACAAUGAUACUUUCCCUGAGCAGUACGAGGGUUGUCUGCUGUAGGGAUAUAUACGAAAAAAUAAUCUUUAAUAUACCUUCCGAAGGAAGAAUUCACAUGUGUUAAAUCAAGAAACCUAAACGACCAUUGCCAAAGAUGUAGGCCGAACGUUAUUGCUUGGAUAUGGUCACUUUUAGCAACCAUGUGUUAUAAUCUUAAACAAAUAGCGUUUCCGUAAUUUACAUACGUUUCGUGAAAAUAUAUUAAAUUUUAUGUUCUUUAGAUUUUGGUACAGACAAAACUUUAAUGAACUACACAGCGUUGUUGUUUAAAUGCUAUUGUUAGGAAUAAUUAGGAAUUUUUACUGAAUGUAUUGCAAUGAAAUUCAGUUAUGUUAUAUAAAUAUAUUUAAAAAUUUUAUACAGUUAUUUAUUUUGGCAUCAGAUGUGCCAAAUAGCAUUUUAACAUUUACCUUUCAUAUUUUAGCACAAUCUAGGUUCAUUUUAUAUGAUUGAUUUAAUCUCCGUUCUAAAUAACGAUUAAGAUUUUUAACGCAGAAUAUUUGUUUUCUUUUUAGUCGUAUUUUCCAAACUAUUAUUGCAUAUUUUUCACUUAAGGUUUGAAAAUUAAAUUUGAAAUUAUUGUAAUUAAUUCUUUUACAUACCAUUUGAACUUAUGGUAUUGGUGACAUUUUUUUACUUACAGAUGAUGUUCUAGUCAGUAUUUAAUAGGCUGCAACAUUUAUCUUGUGCUGUCUUAAGCAUGAAAUGACAUUUUUUAUUUCAUAGCCUCUUAUUCUGUGCUCAUUGCCAAAAAUAAUUAAUUCAUGAUUUCAUAUGAAUAUUUUUAAUGCAAUUAUACUUUUAUUUCACAUAUUUUCAUCAAUUUUAAAGCUGUAUGUGAUUUACUGAUUUGAAAAGUAUCUUCUAUGUAUGUCAGUUCAAAAAAGCUAAGUCCAAACACUGCAACAAACGCUUCAAAAUUUUAAUGCUUCUGAUUAAAUGUUUAUCAGCAAUUGGAAUUCAUCCUUUCUUGUCACUUUGAAUAUUUCUUGCAUGGCUUAUAAUCUGAAAUGUAAAAGAUUGCAUUAAAAUUUAUUUAUAAAGAUAAAUCAUUUGUAACUUAAA
Stegodyphus dumicola is the source of this 3969-nucleotide messenger RNA. Its product is annotated as glycine receptor subunit alpha-1-like. Gene Ontology annotation, cellular component: membrane. NCBI's taxonomy places the organism in Eukaryota, Metazoa, Arthropoda, Arachnida, Araneae, Eresidae. Gene Ontology annotation, biological process: monoatomic ion transmembrane transport. Gene Ontology annotation, molecular function: extracellular ligand-gated monoatomic ion channel activity; transmembrane signaling receptor activity. The record is from RefSeq and is a predicted model, not a curated record.